GGCAGGCUUGGAAGCCUCCCUUCCUUGAGGUAAGACUGACCUCUGACCUCAUUCUGUUCCUCAGCAAGUACACCAGGCGGAGGACAAGGCGGGUAGGGCAAGGCCAGGGACACAGCCUAUGGGACACAGGGCCAUAAGGUGCUAGUGGGGCAGCAGUGUCCCUACUCCUCAAGGGUAAAGUAUCUGUGGCAGAGCCUGGUCAAGUGACUAUAGCCAGGUGCUAGCCAGGCGAUUGGGUUCAUUUGAGCACCUGCUAGGUACUCAGGGAGGGGCAGGUGGCUCCAGGGGCCCCUACACAGUGCCCCAUUCCUGUGCACCAGGCUCCCUGGAUCCUGGACUCUGGAGGGGCUGCAGGUCCUGGGGCCUCUGGCCACUUACAUCAGCUCCCACCUGUGGAUGCAGGUGCAGCAGGCUGUGGGCCUGGACUUCUUCCGUAGCAUAGUGGCUGCAUGCCGGGCAAGGCGGCUCAGCCAGAGAGAUGCCAGGCGCUUCGUCACCAGUUUUCUGGAAUCCAAGACUAACUCUGUGUCCUCAAGGUCCAAGCGGGGUUCAGCACCCACAGGGAGGUCCUGUGUCCGCGGCAAUAUUACAGCAGCCACACUACAGGACGACCUCUUUCUGGUGCACUAUGACUGCGCCCAGCUUGAGUUCUGCCUGAGCAGCCACAUGGUCAAAACCAGCCUGGACCCCCUGCUGCAGCACCCACUGCCUGCUGAGUGCCAGCGUGUGGUCAAGGCCAAGCUUGCCCAGAUCUACCCCCGAGGCAUCCCUGAGGACCAGCUGAGGCUCAUCACCUCGCUCAUCUACCUCUACUCCGGCACUGAGAUUGGCCAGUGGAACAUAACGUCCAGGGACACUGUCGUGGUCCUGCUGGCCUCGGGUGUGGCCCUAGAGAACCAGACAGAGGCUGUCCUGCAGAAGUUCUUGGACCACAAUGGGACCGUCACCAGUGCUUUGCUAGUAGCCAUUGGGGGCUCCCGCCUCUGCUGGAUGAGUCCCCAACAGAUCCAGACAAUCCAGCCCUUGGAGUUCCGGCUGGCCGGGGCCCUGGACAUCUCCUCCUGCCCACAGACCCGGAAAGAUGUGCUCUAUGCCAAGGCCCGGGAAGCCUUCAGCAACACCAGGACCUCAGACGACUACUACCACUUCAUGCGCCCCUACCUGGGUGAGGCCCUGCCCUGCAUUUCCCCCAGGUAGUGCCUCUCCCCUAGGAGCCUCUGCUCCCUCACCCCUACCCUUGCAGGUGGUGCCCCCGUGGAGGAGCUGCAGCACCUGGCCCAGGCCAACAUCUCCAUGGACAUUGACACCUUUACCAACCUGAACCCCCAUGUGCUGCAGACCCUGAGUGUCGGCAAUGUGACCACGCUGCUGGGGCAGAAUGUGGGGGACCUGCGGAAGGCUCGCAGCCACCCCACUGUCAGCUCCUGGCUACACAGCCUCAACAGGUCAGCCCUGGGCAUGCUGGGCCUGGACACUGACCUUGCCAGCCCCGCCAGCCCAGCCCCUGAGACCAGUGGGUCCCCCAACACCACCUACCUGACACCUCAUGUCAUCCACACUGCUGGCCCGCCUGGAAAGGAUGCCAAGGCUCCCACAUCAGGCAGCACACUAGCCCCCAGCGGGUGCCUGCCGCUGGCUGUGGCCCUGCACUCUGGCCUCCUAUGGCUGUUGCAUCGACGCACUCUGGGCAUAACCACACCUGCUCGUGGGGCACCCACACCCUGGCAUCCCUGGAUGGUGCUGCCCGAAGGCAGGCAGGUCCACAGGCAUCACGUUCAGGGAACACAGGACCACAGGGUGGAGCUGGACCUCAGCUCAGGCUGAGGUUUGCGCCCACUCCCCUCCACUAGCUUCCAGGACCUGGAGUGGACUGAGGAUCAGGCCCCAGGAGGAGAUGGGACCCUCCUGGCCACAAGCUCAGCCUGGCCAGGGAGAAGCAGCCAGGGCCAACAUCCUUUUUUAGAAGAAAUGGGGCCAGGGCAGGGAUGUUGACACCACUGGCUUUGUGACAGAUAUGAAUAAAGUACAGGUGACCUUCCUGCCUGCAUCUGUGCUCUGGGCCCGAGCCCUGCACUGAGGCCCUCUUGGCCAGGGUCCAGCCUAUGCAGGACUCUUACCCUCUUCCCCCUGAAGCCACCUUAAGUGACA
Molecule: messenger RNA, 2148 nt
Organism: Nycticebus coucang (slow loris)
Lineage: Eukaryota; Metazoa; Chordata; Mammalia; Primates; Lorisidae
Product: mesothelin-like protein
Exons: 8
Biological process (GO): cell-matrix adhesion
Cellular component (GO): cell surface
Source: RefSeq, a predicted model, not a curated record